UCUUCACCUUCUGCAUGGAACAGGACACGCAGCGCUCCUGGACAGAUUACCAAAAACAUUGAAAGGGUUUAAAACCACUCGGAAUCGAACAACAUUUUUUUUAACAAGUUGCUUAUUUUUACUCUCAAUGGGACCCUCCGUCGUGAUUAUCUUUGCGUUAUGCGGUUUUCUCAACGCACAACCGAUGGAGCCGGUGUCGGUGGAGGACUGCUGUAAGGACGGGAGAGAGCGGGGGCAGCAGAGACGGGACUGCACAGCCCUGCCCCUCAUUUCAGAAUCCCCCACCUGCAGGAUAGCGCAGGAGCAGUGCUGCGCUGCGGUUCUGGAGGACUCUGCCUGCAUGACGGGCAUAAACACGGCCAAGGACCAGGGCGCCUGCGAGGGCCUGCUCUCCAACAGCCCCUGUGAGACCAGAACCGCCAAGAGCUGCUGUGACUGCUGCCUGCUGGGGAAAGCUGCCCAGGCGCAGGGUCUGGGCUGUGAUGUUGGCCUGACUGUGGGGUUCCAGUGUGGCCUGGUGCUUCGGGCCUGCUGUGUGGAUGGCUCCCCAGAGGCAGAGACCCCAAAUUCCACAAAUACCACUACUAUAGUCUCAGCCAAACAGAGCUUGACCCUGAACGCCGGGGAUGACCCUCUCCUGCCUGACCAAUGCAAAGGAGCUGGAAAGUGUGAGCAGAGGUGUACAGGUAACGGCACCUGCAGCUGUUUUGAUGGGUACAAACUGAGACCCAACCAGAGGAGCUGUGAAGACGUUAACGAGUGUCUGCUGGGCUCCCAUCACUGCCGGGUCGGAGAGCGCUGCAUCAACACCCUGGGCUCAUAUCGCUGCCAGCGAGAGGUCAGCUGCGGGACAGGCUACGAGCUCACCGACACAAAUAACUGCAAAGACAUCGAUGAGUGUGAGACUGGAACCCACAACUGCGUGGCGGAGUUUGAGUGCCAGAACACGCUGGGCUCGUUCCGCUGCCGGCCACGGGGGAAGUGUGGGGAAGGAUUCAUCCAGGACGCGCUGGGCAGCUGCAUCGACAUAAACGAGUGUGUGAGCGAGAUGGGUCCAUGUGCAUCUGGGCAGGUGUGUGUGAACACUGUGGGCUCAUACACCUGCCAGCGGAACACCGUCAACUGUGGCCGCGGCUACCACCUGAGCGAGGAAGCCAUGCGCUGCGUGGACGUGAACGAGUGCGCCCUGGGGCCCGUCUCGCCCUGCGAGGGACACUCCUGCGUUAACAUGGUGGGGACUUUCCGCUGUGACUGCAAGCCUGGGUUCAACUUCAACAGCCUAACGCGCUCCUGUGAAGAUAUCAAUGAGUGCAGGCACUUCCCCGGCCGCCUCUGUGCACAUAAGUGUGAGAACGUGCAGGGGUCCUACCAGUGCAGCUGCAUGGGAGGAUUCCAGCUGGCCGCCGACAGCAGGAACUGUAACGAUCUUAACGAGUGUGAGAGUAAUCCCUGCAGUCAGGAGUGCGCUAAUGUGUAUGGCUCCUAUCAGUGCUACUGUCGCCGUGGAUACCAGCUGAGUGACAUCGACGGUAUCACCUGUGAAGACAUAGACGAGUGCGCUCUGCCCACAGGGGGGCACAUCUGUGCGUACCACUGCAAUAACACCCCCGGGAGCUUCCAGUGCACCUGCCCCGCCCCCGGCUACACCCUCGCCUCCAACGGCCGCAGCUGCCAUGACAUAGAUGAGUGUGUGACAGGGACCCACAACUGCUCGGACGCAGAGACCUGCUUUAAUGUGCAGGGUGGAUUUCGCUGCCUGGCCUUUGAGUGCCCGCCCAACUACCGCCACGCUGGCGACACGUCCCAGGGUAGUCCGGCUGACACAGUCCGUUGUGGGAAGUCCUGUCUGCCCAAUGACAUCGCCUGCAUCCUGGACCCGGUCCACUCCAUCUCUCACACCUUCAUCUCCCUGCCCACCUUCCGCGAGGAGCCCCUCCUGGAAGAGAUAGUUUUUCUGAGAACUGCAUCACCAGCCCAGGCAAGCAGCUCCGACAUCAUCUUCAACAUCCUGGAAGGAAACCUGCUGGGCUCCUUCGACAUCAUCAAGCGUUUCGAGAAUGAACGAAUCGUGGGUGUGGUGCGGCAGGUGCGGCCUGUCACCGGGCCCGUGGACCUGGUGCUGAAGCUCGCCUUGAACUACGUCUCGUCCGGCAUCGUCUCACACCAGAACAUCAUCAGCGUCCACAUCUUCGUCUCCGAGUUCUGGUUCUGAGCAGCCCGUCCGUUCCAGGAGACGGGAUGAAAUCCUGUUCAUUAAUGAGGACACAUUACGAACAGACCACUCUCUCACUGACAGUGUGCCUACCACAGCACCGCUCUGUGUUUCUGUACCACUGAGUACAAACAGGGUUUCCCAAGCCUGGUCCAGGGGCACCCCUGCAUGCUGGUUCCCAUAGCAACCUUAACAGUAAUUCCUAAAGGGGCGCUACUCCAGGUUAAGGGUCGGGAACCCCCGCAGUGUGACAGAGUGCACAUGUAUGUGAGUGACACACUACACGGGUAUAUGCACUGCAUGUAACUGCCACUACUAUUUAAACCUAUAAAACACUAUUAUGAAUAGAUAUACGAGAUGCUUUUCCUGCCUUGGAUUUGAUGUUUCUGUUCAUAUGAACUUGAAGAGGAGAAGGGAGAAAGACAUGGAAUAAGUUAUAUAGCAUCAUCCUAUGAGUGUGUGUGCUUUUCUGUGAAUGUGUGUAUGUUUGUGCGUGUGUGUGAAUGUGUGUGUGUGCGUGCGUGUGUGUAAAUGUGUGUGUGAG
Conger conger (European conger) is the source of this 2756-nucleotide messenger RNA. RefSeq names its product fibulin 1 (gene fbln1). Gene Ontology annotation, cellular component: extracellular region. Gene Ontology annotation, biological process: extracellular matrix organization. NCBI's taxonomy places the organism in Eukaryota, Metazoa, Chordata, Actinopteri, Anguilliformes, Congridae. Gene Ontology annotation, molecular function: peptidase activator activity; calcium ion binding. The transcript is spliced from 17 exons. The record is from RefSeq and is a predicted model, not a curated record. Bases 128 to 2212 code for a protein of 694 amino acids.